UGUGUGUCUAUGUCUGUUUGCAUCCCUGUGUCUGUCUGUGUGACAUCUGUGACGUGUGUCUGUGUGACGUCUGUGUCUCUGUGCUGUGUCUGUGUGUGACACGUGUGACGUGUGGGUGACCGUGAACAGCAGCGAAAGGCUCCAGCGGGCUCGUUCGGAAAGGAGGGUCGCAGCCAGAUGUGCAGAGGCCGGGAUAUGGCCACGUCACACGGCUGCUGGUGUGCAAGGAGUCCGGCAUGUUUUCGGCCUGGCGCCUGAGCCAUCAAAAGCAGGCGGGGAUCCGCUUGGGAUUUGAAGUGCUGGUGAGGGCAAAGCAUCAGAAUGAAAGAAGUAGACAAUAUCGAAACUUUAAGCGAAGAGUGGAUGUGUAAGCAAGGAGCCGAGGAUCAGCUUAAUGGUACAGAACAGAGCCACAAAUGUUUUGUCGAUAACCUUUUUGAAGAAGCUCGGAAGGUAGGAGCUAUAUGCAUGCCGCCAGCCAAAGUGAACGAACAGGCUGACAUCAUUAUUAAGCUAUGGAAAAAUGGAUUCACAGUAAAUGAUGGUAAUCUCAGGAGCUACACAGAUGUGGCAAACCAGCAGUUCUUGGAUUCAAUUAAAAAAGGGGAGUUGCCUUUUGAGUUGCAAAAAAAUUUUGAUGAGGAGGAGGUGGAUGUGAAGGUAGAAGAUAAGAAAGAUGAGGUGUAUAUUUCAAGGAAGCCAGUAUUUCACCCAUUUUCUGGACAUGGUUACCGAUUGGGAAGUGCUACUCCAAGAAUAAUUUCUAAAGGAAGAAAUGAUCAUGGAGAUAUUCAGAAAAGAGCUCUUCCAUCAGUACCACUAAGUGAUUCAGAGCCCAUCACAAACGUCCAGAUCUGGUUAGCAGAUGGGGAAAGGAUAGUACAAAAAUUUAAUGUUUCUCACAGAAUAAGCCAUGUCAGAGACUUCAUCAUGCAGUAUCAAGGAGUGGAGGGAAGCGUUCCAUUCACCUUAACCACAUCUCUACCUUUCUUAGAGCUACAGGAUGAAACACUCACUUUGGAAGAAGCUAACUUGCAAAAUGCUGUUAUUGUUCAGAGACGUCGGAAAACAACGGAGCCUUUCCAAAGUUUCUCAUAGUCUUGGCUAAUAGCACACCUAGAAUACAACUGUAAAACUGCUGCUACUAACGGACAAAUCAAGAGUGGGCAAAAAUGCAAUUAGAGUUUUAGCGGAACAAAAUUUUAGCUUUUAACAUGCCUAAUGGUUGCAUAUAAAGUGAACUUGAUUAAACCAAAAAGCCUAAACAGGAACAUCUGGAUGCACUGUACCUUCCCCACAGAUCUGUGCUGAAUAAGACUAAUGCUAUGCUGUAGUUUCUUAUAAUGAGGUAUUUUCUAACUAUUGCAGUGUUUGGAGCCUGCCUGUAAUAUAGCAGAAGUAUCCUGAUAAACUGGGGUCCUACAUGUAAAUUCUUCUUAGCUAGAAAGUUCUGGCCUUUCCAAAGGAAUGCUUGAGUUACACUUCAUUCUAGAAGACUUUCUAUUAAUAGCACCUUGAGUGAAGAACUUUUUAAUUAACUUAUUUUUGCACUUCAGUUUGGGCAGUGAAACUAAACCAGCUGGGUUUGGCUCGUGUUUCUGUUGUUGCCAGUCUCAGGAGUUGUUCUUGCAAUAAUGGUUACAGGCCCUUCAGGGAGAUCUGAUUUUACUGUUUUCACUUCAUAAAGCUGAAUUCUGUGUGUGGUGGUGGUGUUUUUUUUUUAGCAGAACCUACAUUUUGAUAUUCUCUUAAGUCUGUAUUUGUGAAUAUGAGACGGUCUAGGCAGAAAUGAUUUGGUCUGUUGAAUUUGGAACAAGAGGUGAUUUAAUGUCAGCUCCUGAUGUAGCAGUUGCUAAUGGCUCCAGUGGCUGAUCUCUCAUGUGUGAUCCCAUGUCAUGGUGGUGGUAGGUUACAUAUGGUUUGUGCUACAAGUGUUAUGAGAAGGGAAAUCCACUUACCACUAUGAGAUACAUGUAUGACACCAGUUGUUCUGACAUAAGAAAUGUGUCAUGAAAAUAAAACAUGUCUGUCUUCCAGAAUUGCCAGCUGAGACUGGCAUUAAUUCACACACACACAGCUCCCCAAAACGCUUCAAAAUCCUUAUUCAAAGUUUCAAGAAGCUUUCCUUCUCUCUGUUCAUGUAGUCUCUUCCUUAAUAUCUAUCCCAAAUUGUUUUAUUUUACAAUUAAUAAAAUUAUUCCCAUUAGUUUUGAAUUCAGGUGUGCAAACUUAACUGUAGCUGGUGUUCUGUAUUUUAAUUCUGAGCAUGAUUGUCAGCACAGUGGAUUCUCAGUACGCUUUGCUAUAUAGUUGGCUUGAAAACUAGAUAGCCUGCGGGUUUCUGAAUGAAACUAAUAGGCUGAUGUUUGUUGAGAAACAUUUGAAGGAUAAAAGGUUUACGUUGCAUAUGUGAAGGGAAAAGUGUUAUUUUUCAAUACCUUAUUUCCUGUGGUUGAGAGAGAGGAUUGGUUGGUUGUUUGGGGGUUUGGGUUUUGGAAACAAGUGACUGUCACAACAACCUUGGUUCUACAUAAAUCCAACUUUUUCUUCAAUCCUAGAUAACCUUUUCAUUUUGUUACAUCUGAUCUGACAUGCAUGUGAUGCUAUCAAGAAUAUAUGAACAAUAAGUUUGAAAUGUAGCUGCCAAGUACCCAUUGCAUGCUGGGCCAGGUAUUCUUUUAAAAAUGUAGUUUACAUCACUUAUACACUUGUACUUCAUUCAUCUUAAGCAACAAAGAAUACAGCUUUUACUUACUGUGGGUGAACUUCAUGUUGGCAUUCAAACACUACCAUCUUUCAACAGAUUUUGAUUACAAAACUUCCUGAUUAUCUCUAGUUCUAGAAAACAACGAGCGGCUAAUCCAUGUGAACAACAUCAAACAAAUGCCUAGCAGAAGUAGUUCUGACAGCGUCAUCAUGAAUAUAGCAGCCUCCCCAAAAGCUACACCUAACUUACUUUGUAAAUCUUACCAUUAAGCAAUGGAUUCUGUAAUUCACUGUAUUUUGGUCUCUCUGCUGCAAUAUACAGUUGUAAGGUACCGGUAAAUGCACGUAUUUGAUCAUAAGGCUAGUGUUCUAGUAUAUGGCAUGUGCAUGAAACCUAAAUAACAAUAUACCUGUUUAAUUUGCGUGUGCAUAUGAAAUGUAGACGAUUAGUAAAGAGUUAAGGAAAUACCCAAACUUAAUGAAUUCUACAAAAUUGGCUUUAAUGUAGACAAUGCAACUCUACAAAAAUAUGCCAUUAGUUGUAAGGAAUUGUGCAUAUUAUUAUAUUGAAAAAUGUUUUAAUUUUUCCAGUAUUUUAAGAGACUGGAUAACUCCAUGAUUUCUGUUUGAUUUUUGGGUUUAAAUUGUGAUGGAUUAUAAUCCUGUGUUUUCUUCAAACCAUAGACUAUUAUGGCUGCAGUUGCAGAGGGGGAAAAAGGAGAAAACAAAACAGCACCCAGCAAAAUGUGAAAUGGGUGUCUGUAUUUUGAAAGAGUGCUGGAAGUGGGACUGUGUUUAAAUACAUAAACACAAAGAGAUCAGGUCCCUGAACAGUAAAAAGAUUGCUGACUGCAUUAACUGAAUUAAAGCCAGGAGAUCAAGUGCCUUUUUAGUAAAGGCUACAGGCUGUACUUGGUGGUUUAUUUCUUAACUUGCAUAAAAUAGGUACAGAGUAAGUAUGGCAUUUCCAUAUCUGACCAGGUUAGGCCCAACUCCCAGGGAUGGAUUUCUGACCUAGAUGGUUUCUGUAAAUCCUAAUCUGCUGGCCAGCACUGGACAUGUCCUCUAUGCAUGAUUCAAACAACAAUAAAACCAGCUUGAUCAACACAACCAUGUUCAGGUUAGUAUUUGUCAGCACCAGUGUCUCUACCAAACAGCAGAUAUAAUGGUUAGUUGCAAUCUAGUGCCUUAAAGUAGUAACUGCCAACAAACCACUGUUUAUGAAAUGAAUUUGACACCCUUGCCAAGAUAUGAUGAAGGAAGGGAUACCUUUUUUUGCCCGGCUCUCCCUAUUGAUCCAAAAAAGAUGCAAUUUGUAAUUUAAGAAAAAAAAAUGUAAGCAUGUAUAUUGUGUAUGUUUGGGUUUGUUUGUGUGUGUGUCCCGUCCCCAUUCCCCCCCCCCC
Alligator sinensis (Chinese alligator) is the source of this 4109-nucleotide messenger RNA. RefSeq names its product UBX domain protein 2A (gene UBXN2A). Bases 322 to 1098 code for a protein of 258 amino acids. Gene Ontology annotation, cellular component: cytosol; nucleus. Gene Ontology annotation, molecular function: ubiquitin binding. The transcript is spliced from 7 exons. The record is from RefSeq and is a predicted model, not a curated record. Gene Ontology annotation, biological process: membrane fusion; Golgi organization; proteasome-mediated ubiquitin-dependent protein catabolic process. NCBI's taxonomy places the organism in Eukaryota, Metazoa, Chordata, Crocodylia, Alligatoridae.